UGCCAUGGUUCAGUGGUGGCUUUGGCAGUGCUGGGGAGCAGUUGGACUUGAUGAUCUUAAAGGUCUUUUCCAACCUGGUUGAUUCUGUGAUUCUAUGACCAUCACUGCCCAGCAAAGAGGAAGGCUGUUGGAGGAUGGGAAUCCAAAGAGGGAGUUUUUGCAGGACAGGAAUCUCCUCAGUGCCUGUGGGGCAGAAUGCAGCAAUCCUGACUGUACUGCUUGCAAGCCCAGCACUGUGUCUCAUCCCACCAGUUUGUCUUCUGGACAAUGCUUCACUUGUGGCUCAUCCGCUUCUGCAGGGAUUCUGGCUGGGGUAGGGGGAACCUUCUCACAAAGUGGGUAUUUCAUUCCCAGCAGCUCACAGCGAAGUCUGGUGGCAUGCCCGGUUUCCUAGAGUAACACAAUCAGAGAAUGGUUGAGUUGGAAGAGACCUUAAAGAUCAGCUACAAAGGGUUGGUGUAGGGAUGCUCCGACAUGUUGCUCUGGUGGGGACUAUCAACCAAGGAUUUGCAGGAUGCAAGUGAAAGGGGAAGGACAAAAGCCCCAAGUCAGAUGGAAGUGGUCAAGGAGGAAAAGAUGUGACUGAUGGUUACUGUGAGCGGAGGCAGAAGGUCACUUGCAAACCCACAGGAAGAUGUGAGGGGUUCUCAGAAGGGAAAUGAAGAGACGGCCGUUGCCUCAGGAGCAGUCACAAGCCUCAGGGGAGCCCAAGGAGGAGCAGAGUUGUUGGUAUGUGAGUAGCAGAGCACUGUGGGAUGGCUGGGAACAGCCCGGACACCACACAGUGCAGCAGGAACCUGCUCCUGGUGCUGCCUGGUGAGUGAUGGGUCAGGGGGAUGUGGGCAAGUGCAGGCUGCGGGAUGGGUUUUCCCAUGGAAAGCACUGACUCAAAGACCACAGCAGGGUUUCACCAUGAUAUGUGGCUGGGACAGGAGGGAGCAUUUUUCUGCUGGGAUGUGUGGAGAGCUGGCAGUGUGGUGGGUUUGCUUUUGGGGCUGUUUCAAAACCUGAGACCAGCAGCCCAGGGUCUUAUCUUCAGCCACCAAGGGAUUGGAUGUGGUGGUUUUGACUUCUCCCGCUGUCCAUGUCUUUGAAGCCCAUGUAACUGAAGGGCUGCUCCUGUUGAGCCUGGCAGCUGAUAGAUUCUGCUGCCUCCCCUCCUGCUGGGGCAGGGGGAGGGCUGACCUGGGAUGUUGGAGUUUUCCCCCAUUUUCCCACAUGCUUUUCCUCCAGAUGCUGCCAGGGGACAGGAGAUCUGUGCUGGUGAGUGGUCUCUCCAUGCCUGCCCGUGCCCCCAGUGCUAUGCUGCCCAGUGGUCACCUUGUUCCCCUCUGAGCAGCCCUGGGGCGGGGUGAUGGGCGACACCGGUGCUGCAAUGUGAUGGUGGAGCAGGAGGAGCGAGGGGACAGGAUGCUCAGCCCUGACCUGCCGCAGCGCUGCCCGGAGCUGGGGAGCUCGGGCAGUCCUGCAUGUGCCUGCCUGCGGGAGCGCUGGCUCAGGUGAGGCAGUUUGGGCAUGGCAGGGCUUGGGGGCUCAGCUCCACAUGUCACAGGUCCCACGGCCCCCCUGCCCUGCAGGCUGCUGCAGGUGGUGGGGCCAGUGCUGGACAGUUGUCUGGCUGGGGUGAAGGUGCUGCUCCUGAACAUCAGCAGGGCUGUCACCCAGGACGUCAUCAUCAGUUUUUCUCCCACGGAGAACCCCAGGAUGCUGAAUGUGACAGAGAAGGGGAAGGCAGGAAAAAUCUGUCUCCCCCGGGGGAUAUUCCGGUCCCUGAGCAGCCAGACAGUGCACGUGGUGGUGACAGUCCUCAACAUCCCACAGCUGGGUAUGUUCCAGGAGGUCAACCAGACAGGGCAGGUCCUGGACAACACCAUGGUGGCCAUCACAGUUGGAGAGACGAGCAUAUCCGGGCUGUGGGACCCCGUGCAGCUCACCUUCACCCAUGGGCGGUUGCCCCACGGCAUCACCCCACAAUGUGUCUUCUGGGAUCCCAGCAAAGGGCAGGCAGGAGGCUGGAGCAGCAGCGGAUGUGACACACAGCCCCAGAACAAGGAGACACACUGCUCCUGUGACCAUCUCACCUUCUUCACCCUCCUGCUGAACCCAGCUCUGGAUAGGUCCACAGCACAAGUCCUGAUGUCUGUUGCCACUGCUGGUUGCGGGGUAGCCAUGGCUUUCUCCAUCUUCACCAUUGCCUUCUGCAUCUUCUUCAGGUGUAGGUUCAGGUCCGAGGAGACCCUUUGUAUCAACCUGGGACUGCAUAUAAACCUGGUGGGCAGCCUGCUCCUCCUCAACCUGGCCUUCCUGCUCAACAGCGGGCUCUCCACUGGAACCCUUCCGGGGACCUGCAAGGUCCUGGGGGGGAUCACCCACUACUACCUGCUCUGCUGCUUCACCUGGAUGGCGCUGGAGGGUUGUCACCUCUACCUUCUCUUUGUCAAGGUCCUCGGCACCUGCAUCCGCCACUACUUGGUGAAGCUGUGCCUGGUGGGCUGGGGCUUCCCCGCCCUUGUGGUGGGGGUGGCAGGAGCCAUUGGCAGCUAUGGAGAACACAGCAUCCAGACCAUGGACCACCAGGUCAUAGCCUGCCUGUGCUGGAUCACUUCCAAACAUCUUCUGGUCCACUACAUCACUAACUGUGGCUACUUUGGCCUCAUCUUCCUCUUCAACACAGCUGUUUUCGGGAUGGUGAUCCAGAAGAGCUGCAGUCUGCAGAGCACAGGGGUGGUACAGGGAGACCGCAAGGCUUGGAAGGUGGCCCUGGUGGCAAUGGGGCUCUUCUGCCUGCUGGGAGCCACCUGGGCCCUGGCGUUCCUCACCCAUGACACCUCCUCUGUGGCCAUGCUCUACCUCUUCACCAUCCUCAACUCCUUCCAAGGAAUCUUAAUAUUCAUCUGGCUGGUUGUUCUCUACUACCCAAAGGCAAAGGAGACCAUUGGCUCCUUCUCCCACAUCAUCAGACCUAACAAAGUCACCACAGCUUCCCAGGACUAGCUGCUGGCUGCACCUCCCUCCCUGCUUGCAUGGGCCCCUCCUGGAAGGAUGCCUCAAUUGCAAUAGGUGCAGCUUCUCACAGAGGGUGAGGGCUCAGUUUACCACACCUCAGUUUACCCUUCACAGUGGGCAUGAUCCACUUUAGCAGUAGAUGUACUUUGCUUCAGCCCAGCCUGCCGUGGGCAAGGAGUUCUGGAAACAUCCCUUCUGCCAAAGUCCCUCCAUGCUGCAGCUGUGCCAGGGUCUUGAAGUGCCCCUGAUCUCCUUCCCCAGGUGCUCUUGUGGGGGCAAGGGGGGAACCCAUAAAUCAUCUGCUUUCAGCCAGGAUGGGCCAUCCUCCUCUGCUAGAGAUGGCCUUUGGUGCUGGACCAGCCUAGUGGUGGGUUUUUCUGCUGUUGGAGGUGGGAUGAUUGAUUGACUCCAGCCCACACUCAGGAAGUUCAGGUCUGGGAAUCAUCAGAAACAGAGAAAUCCCAUGAGGUUCUUUGUGAUACAUCCCCUCCAAACAGACUGAGGCUGAGCUCUUUGAGCAGGGAUCUGCUAAAUAUUCCUCCUUUCCCAACCAUUUCCAGGAGGUCACCAUGCUUCAGCUGAAUGCACACAUGGCCAGUCCUCUUCUUUACCUGUGUUUUAGUAUUAAAUCUCUGUCAGCUUUCUGAACAGUUUGAUUUUA
This is a messenger RNA of Melopsittacus undulatus (budgerigar), 3667 nucleotides long. RefSeq names its product adhesion G protein-coupled receptor G3 (gene ADGRG3). Gene Ontology annotation, cellular component: plasma membrane. The record is from RefSeq and is a predicted model, not a curated record. Gene Ontology annotation, molecular function: heparin binding; G protein-coupled receptor activity. Gene Ontology annotation, biological process: cell surface receptor signaling pathway; adenylate cyclase-activating G protein-coupled receptor signaling pathway. NCBI's taxonomy places the organism in Eukaryota, Metazoa, Chordata, Aves, Psittaciformes, Psittaculidae.